Messenger RNA from Rangifer tarandus platyrhynchus (Svalbard reindeer), 1752 nucleotides. Lineage: Eukaryota; Metazoa; Chordata; Mammalia; Artiodactyla; Cervidae. The record is from the annotation of a GenBank genome assembly.
AUGAGCCUGUGGGAACUUGAAGACCGCCGCAGCUGCCAGGGGACCCCCAGGCUGGCCCAGGAGCCCACGGCCGAGGAGGCAACGACUGCAGAACUGCAGAUGAAGGUUGACUUCUUCCGGAAGCUGGGCUACUCAUCUGCAGAGAUCCAUAGUGUCCUGCAGAAGCUGGGCGUCCAGGCAGACACCAACACAGUGCUGGGGGAGCUGGUGAAACAUGGGUCAGUGGCCGAGCGGGAGCGCCAGGCGUCGCCAGACCCCUGCCCUCAGCUGCCUCUGGUCCCCCGAGGCGGGGGCACCCCCAAGACUUCCACCGUGGAGACUUCUCCAUCCGAGGAAGACAAGGAGGGCAGUGACCUGAGACCCGUGGUCAUCGAUGGGAGCAACGUGGCCAUGAGCCAUGGGAACAAGGAGGUCUUCUCCUGCCGGGGGAUCCUCCUGGCGGUGAACUGGUUCCUGGAGCGGGGCCACACAGACAUCACCGUGUUCGUACCGUCCUGGAGGAAGGAGCAGCCUCGGGCAGAUGUGCCCAUCACUGACCAGCACAUCCUGCGGGACCUGGAGAAGAAGAAGAUCUUGGUGUUCACGCCAUCGCGGCGGGUGGGCGGCAAGCGGGUGGUCUGCUACGACGACCGCUUCAUCGUGAAGCUGGCCUUUGAGUCGGACGGCAUCGUGGUCUCCAACGACACGUACCGGGACCUGCAGGGCGAGCGGCAGGAGUGGAAGCGCUUCAUCGAGGAGCGGCUGCUCAUGUACUCCUUCGUCAAUGACAAGUUCAUGCCCCCCGAUGACCCCUUGGGCCGUCACGGGCCGAGCCUGGACAACUUCCUGCGUAAGAAGCCACUCACGGCGGAGCACCGGAAGCAGCCGUGUCCCUAUGGAAGGAAAUGCACCUAUGGGAUCAAGUGCCGAUUCUUCCACCCCGAGCGGCCAAGCCGGCCCCAGCGCUCCGUGGCCGACGAGCUCCGCGCCAACGCCCUGCUGCCACCCUCCAGGGCCGCGAGCAAAGACAAAAGCAGCCGGCGGCCUUCACCCUCCUCUCAGCCCGGCUCUCUGCCAACAGAGCAGGAACAGUGCAGCCCGGACGGGAAGAAGCUGGGGGCCCAGGCCUCCCCAGGAGCCCCCCGGGAGGGCCUGAUGCAGACCUUCACCCCGACAGGCAGGAGCCUCCCACCUGGUGGGAGCAGUGGCGGCAGCUUUGGGCCCUCGGACUGGUUCUCGCAGACCCCGGACUCGCUUCCCUACAUCUCCCAGGACUGCCUGGACUCGGGCAUCGGCUCCCUGGAGAGCCAGAUGUCAGAACUCUGGGGGGUUCGAGGAGGGGGCCCUGGUGAGCCGGGCCCGCCUCGGGGCCCUUAUGCCGGCUACCGCACCUAUGGGGCAGAGCUCCCCGCCACCCCAGCCUUCUCGGCCUUCAGCCGGGGCCUGGGUGCCGGCCACUUCAGCGUCCCCGCUGACUACGCGCCCCCGCCGGCCGCCUUUCCACCUCGGGAAUACUGGUCUGAGCCGUACCAGCUGCCCCCACCCACCCCAGGCCUGCAGGAGCCCCGGGCGCCGGGCCCAGGGGCUGAUAGGGGCCCCUGGGGCGGGGCAGGCAGGCUGGCGAAGGAGCGAGCCAGCGUGUACACUAAGCUGUGUGGAGUCUUCCCCCCACACCUGGUGGAGGCCGUGAUGGCGCGCUUCCCGCAGCUCCUGGACCCCCAGCAGCUGGCUGCCGAGAUCCUCUCCUACAAGUCCCAGCACCUCAGUGAAUAA